AUGGACAAAAAACUAUUCUUCCAAGAAAAUAUGAUCAAGCUUCCAGAGAUAGACUUUUCUCAUGAAGAUCUAAAGCCAGGCACACUUGUAUGGAACCAAGUGAAAAGCCAAGUUCACAAAGCACUAGUAGAAUAUGGUUGUUUUAAAGCUUCCUUUGAUAAAAUUUCAAUACACCUUAAAAAAUCUAUUUUUGAAGUCUCACAAGAGCUUUUCGAUCUCCCUUUACAAACCAAACUUAAAAACAUUUCAACCAGACCUCUUCAUGGCUACAUUGGACAGUGUCCUCAAAUUCCACUCUAUGAAAGCUUGUGUUUUGAUGAUGCUAACAUCCACAAUAAAGCUGAAAAAUUCACUCAAACUCUAUGGCCCCAAGGAAAUUCUUUUUUUUGUAAAACUAUUCAGUCAUACUCAGAGCAACUAUCAAAAUUAGACCAGAUAGUAAAUAGAAUGAUUUUGGAGAGUUUGGGCAUGGAAAAGUACAUGGAUGAGCAUAUGAAUUCCACCAACUACCUUCUUCGAUUGAUGAAGUAUAAAGCACCUCAAAGUAGUGAGACUGAAAUGGGAAUGAAUGUUCACACGGACAGGAGCAAUCUUACAAUACUGUACCAAAAUCAGGUAAACGGUCUUCAAAUUUUAACCAAAGAUGGGCAAUGGAUCAAUGUUGAUCCUACACCAGACACUUUCAUUGUCAUGAUUGGAGACCCACUACAUGCAUGGACAAAUGGUCGGUUGCAUGCACCAUAUCAUAGAGUGAUUAUGAGAGGAAAAGAAGCAAGAUACUCAAUUGGUUUUUUUUCAAGACCUAAAGCUGGACACAUAAUAAAGACACCAAAAGAGCUGGUAGAUGAAGAUCAUCCUUUACUCUUUAAGCCAUUUGUUCAUGCUGAAUACCUUGAUUUCUGCUACCGUGCUUUCAACAACACUAAAGAAGGCAUGGGAUGUGAAUCUAUUCUGAAGACCUAUUAUGGUGUUUAA
This is a messenger RNA of Solanum verrucosum, 975 nucleotides long. Its product is annotated as probable 2-oxoglutarate-dependent dioxygenase AOP1. Gene Ontology annotation, molecular function: dioxygenase activity. Lineage: Eukaryota; Viridiplantae; Streptophyta; Magnoliopsida; Solanales; Solanaceae. The transcript is spliced from 4 exons. The record is from RefSeq and is a predicted model, not a curated record. Bases 1 to 975 code for a protein of 324 amino acids.